AUGAAAAAUGCUGGAAUUGAUGAGGAUGAUCAAACUAUAAGUAACGAUUCAGCAGUUGACAUUUCACAAACUACACUAAAGCAAAUUUUUGAAUUCGUGGGUUCUUCUAAUGACAAAGAGAAUUGGGCUGUAAAUGCUGAAAACUCAUCGAACGGUCUAAACGGUUCAAAAGAGCCAUUUUUACAAGCUAAUAAAUAUAUACAAGAAAGUCAAAUUGUGCAAAAAAAUCAAAUUGUGCAAGAAAAUCAAAUUAUGCAAGAAAAUCAAAUUGAACAAGAAAAUCAAAUUAUAAUAUAUGAUUCAGAUAGCAUUUCAUAUUUGUGUUCUUUUGAUCAGAACUGUAAAGACAUCUGUAAAGAAAGUCUAACAGUUCUUCAGCAGAGGAUUGUUUAUGGAAAAGUUCACAGCGCAUAUAAAAAAGCUCUUGAUAAAGUGUUGCAAACUAAUUCAAAGUUAGCACAGCUCAUUACUUUACUUCAAGAAUUUAUAGACAAGAGUACUAGUGAGCAAUCAGAUUCGAAUGAAAGUUUACAAAGUGAUAGUGGCGAUGAAAGAAAUGAUUCAGCAAUACCUAAAAAAUCCAAAGAGGUGUCAGGCAAAAGGAUGACCAUCAGGUACAAAACGAUUUAA
Messenger RNA from Dentiscutata heterogama, 630 nucleotides. Lineage: Eukaryota; Fungi; Glomeromycota; Glomeromycetes; Diversisporales; Gigasporaceae. The record is from the annotation of a GenBank genome assembly.